This is a messenger RNA of Ictalurus furcatus (blue catfish), 1944 nucleotides long. RefSeq names its product synaptotagmin XIVa (gene syt14a). NCBI's taxonomy places the organism in Eukaryota, Metazoa, Chordata, Actinopteri, Siluriformes, Ictaluridae. The transcript is spliced from 5 exons. The coding region runs from base 56 to 1333 and encodes 425 amino acids. The record is from RefSeq and is a predicted model, not a curated record.
GGGCUAUGGAGAGGCGGAUUUUCAGGCCUGGUCAUCAGACAGCGAUGACGAGGUGAUGGGUCAGUAUCAGGAGGCCAUGACGCGCUCGCGGGGUCUCCGAGGCCGGUGCACAGGGGCUGCUGGAUCCCCUCAUCAUAAAGGCUUCAGCUGGGAGACGCAGCACAAAUACUGCCCCCUGUCGGCCGAGUACGACGGAUACAGCAGUGAGGCUUCUGCUGAGGACGUGAACUGUAUUCAGAGGAUGAGGUUGACUCCGCCCCUUGAUGAGCUCCAGCCACCGCCCUACCAGGAUGAAGACGGCUCGACCUCUGACCUCGCCGACACCAAGAGCGAAGCGCACGACCCCGAGAGCUUCAGCAACGCCAAGGGCCUGGAGGAGGACGUCCCGAGUGACAGCACAGCCGUGGUCAGCCCCGAGCUUUACUCUCCCGACUCGCCCUUCUCUCCGUUCGGGACGCUGCACAUCCUCUUCGACUACGAUUUGCACCAGCGCUGCCUCUCCGUCACUGUAACCGCGGUGACCGACCUCCCAUCACCGCGACGAUCGCCCGGGAUCACCUGGCAACUCCACCUAGUGCUCCUUCCCGCCAAAAAGCAGCGCGCCAAGAUGGCCGUGGCCAGGGGGCGGAGCCUCAGCAAGACCUUCCGCUUCAGCCACGUCCAGUCGGAGAGCAUCGGGAACUAUGGCGUGCGGUUUCGUCUCUACAGCAUCAGCAAGAUCAAGAAGGAGAAGAAGAUGCUGGGAGAGAAAUUGUUCUACCUCACCAAACUCAACCUGCAGGGCAAAAUGGCCAUCCCCCUGCCUCUGGAACCCUGCUGCAGCACCACAGCCAGCGAGACUCAGUCGAGUGUGUCUGCCGCAUCGUGCAGUGAAACAGCGUCUACGUUCCAGUCCGCAGGUCAAAGGUCAUCGCCUGAGAUUCUGCUAGGGCUUGUUUACAACGCCACCACGGGCCGCCUCUCUGUCGAGGUCAUCAAGGGGUGUCACUUCAAAAACGUGGCCACCAACAAACCGCCCAACACGUACGUAAAGCUGACCCUGCUGAACUCCAUGGGUCAGGAGAUGUCCAAGUGUAAGACGUCGCUGUGCCGCGGCCAGCCGAACCCCACCUACAGGGAGACGUUCGUGUUCCAGGUGGCGCUGUUCCAGCUGUCGGACGUCACGCUCAUCCUCUCCGUCUACAACAAACGCAGCAUCAAGCGCAAGGAGAUGAUCGGCUGGAUCUCUCUGGGCCUGAACAGCUCCGGCGAGGACGAGCUCACGCACUGGACGCAGAUGAAGGAGUCGAAAGGGCAGCAGGUGUGUCGGUGGCACAGUCUGCUCGAGUCUUAGGGGGCAUCACCACGAAGUGACAAAAUCAAGGAGGAGAGAAAAAGAGCAAGGAAGAAAGAAGUGGAGAAAAGAAAACUAGCAGAGCAAGGCAUUAUGGGAAAUAUCUCGGCGUCCAAUAGAGAGCAGGUGUGACGUCGGCCUCUCCUCUUUACCGCAAGAUUUAUCGCAGGGAUGUGAGGAUGACGAGGAGGAGGGAGGAGGAGCAAGUGAAACAAAAUCUGGAGCCACGAUGAUAAUGAGGGAACUUUGGACACCUGAGCUCACCAGAGCAGUGCAUUCUGGGAAAUAUCUGUGUGUCAGUAUGAAAUAUGAGAAUGGAGCGAUGAAAGAUGAAAUACGUCAAGUGGGAUAAAAAUCUCAAGUCCUAGCGCCUUGAUGAUGAUGAGGACGAGGAAGAAGGAAAUCACCAGAGCAGUGCAUCAUGGGAAACGGUCAAGGGUCUGAAGCCAUUCUGUUGCCUUGAACGUUUUAGGAAUUCAGUCGGAUUUGAGCAAAACCACUCUUAACCCGCAGUGCAUUAUGGGGACAAAAAACAACUAACCUUUAAUGGAGGAGAUGGAUUUCUGUUGUUGUUUAUUUAUUUAUUGUUAUUAUUUAUUAUUCAGAGAACG